This is a messenger RNA of Paramecium pentaurelia, 4196 nucleotides long. NCBI's taxonomy places the organism in Eukaryota, Ciliophora, Oligohymenophorea, Peniculida, Parameciidae. The record is from the annotation of a GenBank genome assembly.
AUGUAUACUGUUUAUACUUCAUAAAAUGGCUCAAUUGCUCUUAAUAACUGCUUAACAUUACCCUAUGACACUCUAUUGAAAGUCGUUCUUUGCUCUAGAAAAAUCUUCUCAUUUACUCCUGUCCUCAUAACAAAUAUUUAACAUCAUACUCGUUCUCCUUCAAAAAAAGAUUCUCCAAAUAAACAAUAAAAGAGUUAUAAGAAAAUUCUAAGAGGUGAAUUAGAAGCCUAAUUGCCAAUGAGCUUCUAUUCUGUUUAUGAACCUCAUAAAUAUAAUAUAUCAAAUGAAGGAGACUAUGUGUUUGAGAUCAGAUGUAAAUAAUUAGGCCCAUGCUUUCUCAGAAUAAUUUGGUUGGAAUUUGAUGAUAGAAAGAUACAAGAAAUGGGAUAACCCUUUAAUUUUUUAGUUUGGAAUCCAUAAAUGUUUAAUCUCAAAGAUUUAACUAUUUAGACAGUAUUACCAAAUUUAGUAAAAAAUUGGGAUUUGGAUGGAUUUUAAGCAUUUCAUUUAUGUCCAAUAUAGGAAGUAUCUCAUAGUCUAUAUGCAAUUAAGGAUCAUUUGAGUAUAAAAUACUUCCAUAAUUUUGAGGAACUACAUAAAUUUAUUGAAUCAUCUAAAAAGAUCUUUUUUAUUGAUAUUGUAUUAAAUCAUGCAUCAAAGGAGAGUGAAUGGUUGAAUGAUGAAGAAUGUGUAUAUAAUGAAAGAACUGUUCCAUAAUUGAGAUCAGCUUUAGAAUUAGAUUAUGCUUUACAAUAGGUAUAAAAAUAUGAAGACAUUGAAAAAGUGAUAAAGGCAUUGAAAAUAGAAGAAUAUUUUUAGAUUGAUUUGCAUAAAAUAGAUUGGAUAAAUUGUAUUUUUGAAAAUGGUAAUAAAAAUGGUGAUGAUGAUGAUGAUGAUAAUAUAUUUAUGGAAUCUAAUUAAGAGAAAAAUAUAAAAUUAAUUGAAUAAUAUUUGGUAAAUUUUGGAGUAUCAAGAUAUGGAGUAACAUUUGAUUUUAAGAGAUUGUAACAAGAAUUAGGAAAUCAUCAAUUAACUAUCAAUGAAAUUAAGAAAACUUUAAAAUGUAUUAAUGAAAAAUAAUUCAAAAGGGCUAAAUAAUAUGAAGCUGAAUCUAUAGCUAAUAAUUAAGCACACUAUAAAAAGUAUGGAUAUGUUUAGAAGUACUUCUAUAAAUUGAAGAAUUGGUAUGCUGCCUAUAAUGGUUAUGUAGAUAAUCUUGAUCCUAAAGAAGAUUUUGUAACCAGCCAAAAUUUCCAUUAUCUUAGACAUACUAUAAACAAAUGGAAUGUUAUCAAAUUAAGGUAUGGUAAUAAAUAAGAUACUCCUCUAUUGUUGAAUCGAAUGAAAUAGUACAUUUGUUAGAUGGCUCGUUAUUUUCAUGGUAUUCGAUUAGAUAAUUGUCAUGGAACACCUUUGAGAAUUAGUCAAUAUUUAUUAAAACAUGCUAGAAUUGAGAAUCCUAAAUUAUUAGUGUUUGCUGAAUUAUUUGGUUGUUCAUAUAAACAGUAAAUUAAGUAUAUGAGUAAAUUAGGAUUGAAUGGAUAAGUUGAUGAAUUAUUUUAUUGUAGGAAUUCUAUAUCUAUUGUUCAUAAAUUAUAAAGUUGUGCUUACAUAUAACAAAUAUCAGGACCAUAAAGAAUGAUUUAUGAUUAAACUCAUGAUAAUUAGCCUCCUAUUGUUUAAUCUCAAGGUCCAGGUUUUUUAAUGUCUUUAGUAUCAGCCUUAUCUUUUAGCAAUCAAUUUAAAGGUACUACUAAAUUAGUGGAUGAGUUUUAUGAUUAGUACAUAAGUUGUGUUUAUGAAAAACGAUUUUACCCAUAAAUCAAUUAUUAAAUUUAAAAUGUAGAAAGUAGACCUAUUACUUUUAUGUGGAAGCAUACUACUCCAAUUAAAUGUGGUCUAAAUUAAAGUGUAGCACUCCCAAAAAUUGUUAAAUUAAAAGGUUCAUUUGAUAAUUGGGAACAUGAAUAUUUUCUUAAAAAUGAUAUAGAAAACCCUAAAUAUUUUACUUGUUAAAUAACAUUAUCACCAGGAACAUAUGAAUAUAAAUAUAUAAUAGAUGAUGUAUGGAUGAUAGAUUAAAAUUAAUAAAAUAAUCAUAUGAAUAAUAUCAUUGAUAUUAAACCUAUAUAAGUCUAUAAAUCAUUAACUUUUAUUAGAUAACAUGCUUUAGAUUAAAGUAAAUAUACCUAUUUGGAAUCCAUUCAUGAAUAAAUCCUUAUCAUAACUAAAUGUUAAGAGGAUCAUUUAAAUAAUUAAAUAAUUAUAAUUUGCUUAAGAUCCAUCAUACGUAAAAUUAAACUUUAUUCCAAUAUAAUAAAAAUAUUAUAUCAAUAUUCAUUUCAAUUCAGUGGAUAAGAAACAUUGAAUCUUGAAGAUGAGAUUAAGGUAAAAGAACACUACAUAGAUAUUACUACUUCAUAUGCAUCAAUUAAUGAUAAUAUUUUAUCAAUAAACACUCCAACCUCAUAUGUUAUCAUUCUAAAUUGUGAACCAUUAAAACAGGUUCAAGAAUUGAAUUCAUUUCUCUUAAGCCCUUUCAGAUGUAUUGAUGAUUUGAAUCUUCUAUAUUAGCCUUUGAUAAAUCAUUAUGAAGUACCAGGAUGUGGAGUACUCUAUUAUUCUGGAUUAUAUGGAGUAAUGAGGUUUAUCAAUAAAAUUGAAACUCUUAAAGAUCCAUUCAUCAAGCAUAUUCAAGAAGGUGAUUGGCUUAUUGACUAUUUAUUGGAUAUCCAUACUUGUUUAGUACCAAUUCUAAAAUUAAUUAAAUCAUUACCUUCUAUCUUUAAACCACAUUAUUUUAUUAAAUGCAUAAAACAUAUCGUUUAAAGUAUAGAAGAUAAAUAUACUCAACAUAGAGAGAUUUUCUUUAAAUAAAUUGAUAUCUUAUCCACUUAUUUUACUCUCUAUGAUUUUGUUAAAGGGAGAGAAACUUUUAUGAGUUUCAAAGGUAUCUUAAUUUUGACAAGUAAGAAUAAACAUUUUAUUUUUAGAUAAGGCUAUUGAGGCUAAGGACUUAAUUUUUAAAUAUGGUAAUUUAAUGUAACAUGGCCUAAUACCUAACUCAUUAAAACCUUUAAGAUAUAAUACCAGAGACACUUGUUUUUGGUGGAUCAAAGCUAUUCGUGAUUAUGUUACAUAUACAGAUGAUUUCUCUAUCAUUAGUUUAUUAUAAGAAUAAAUACAAUCCAUUUUUUAAUCUCAUGCUACUGGUAUCUCAUUUAAGGAAACAUAUACAAAUGAUGACAUAGAUAAAGAGGUAUUGUUAUACUUUUAAAUUAGGGUUUGGUUGUUGAACUUAAACUUGAUUCAGAAACAGGAUUUAUUAUGGGAGGAAACUACAAGAAUUGUUUGACUUGGAUGGAUAAAAUGGGAUCAGGCACUUUAAAUAAAGGAUAUCCUGCUGCAUCUAGAGAUGGAGCUCCAAUUGAAUGUACAGCAUUAUUAAAAGCCUGUCUUGAUUUCAUUGGGAAGAUGAAUCAAUUGAAUAAAUAUUCAUAUCCAGGAAUUAAGUUAAUGAAUAGGAUGGUUACAUGGAGAGCAUGGUCAGAUUUUAUUUGUUAGCAUUUUGAAAAAAGUUAUUAUAUUCCAAUUGACUCAUCCUAUUACAAUGAAUAUUAAGUUGUAGAAAAAUAUGUAAGGAGAAAAGGAAUUUAUAGAGAUAUAUUUAAAUGUUCUAAACCUCGAUCUGAAUAUUAAUUGAGACCGAAUUCUUGUAUUGCUAUUGCAUUAGCUCCAGAAUUGUUUUAAAAAAAUCAUGUUGUACACCAUUUAGCUUUAAUUGAAUCUAAUUUGUUGAGUCCAAGUUCCCUAGGCUUAAGCACUCUAGAUCCUAUUGCAAGUGAAUAUAGUGCUAAAUAUAUUCAAUGGACAGACCGUUUCAAUGCUUAAGAUGGAUUCUCCAUUCAUAAUGGAUCCGAAUUUAUUUUCUUGCUUGGAUAUUAUCUAAAAGCAUUACUAAAAAUACAUAAAUAAGAUAUCAAGAAGGAAAUAUUCUAUGCCUAUCUUGCACCUAUCAAAUAACAUUUAAAAGAAUAGUAACUUUAAUGUAUUAUUAUAGUUAUUCUUUACCGGAUUUCACUGAUCAUAAUGGUUAGAUAAGUGAAUUUGCUCAAAAAUCCUCAAUACUAAGUGUUGCUCUUUUAAAAGAAGCCAUUUUUGAUUUAGAAGAAUUUAGUUAAAAAUAUUUUAAAUGA